Astyanax mexicanus (Mexican tetra) is the source of this 10726-nucleotide messenger RNA. RefSeq names its product ankyrin repeat domain 52a (gene ankrd52a). The transcript has 28 exons. Gene Ontology annotation, biological process: regulation of barbed-end actin filament capping. Gene Ontology annotation, molecular function: protein binding. NCBI's taxonomy places the organism in Eukaryota, Metazoa, Chordata, Actinopteri, Characiformes, Acestrorhamphidae. Bases 186 to 3389 code for a protein of 1067 amino acids. The record is from RefSeq and is a predicted model, not a curated record. Gene Ontology annotation, cellular component: nucleus; cytoplasm.
GCUGCCCGCUGCUGCUCAGUCCGCCAUAAAGCUCCAGCAGCAGCGGCAGCAGCACUGGUAGCCAUUACGGGUGUUUUCUUACUGGCGCUUCUGUGUCUCCGCUCCGCUCCCGCUCCUCUACCCGCCGAGCCCGCGUUUACCGCCCGCCCCGAUGAAGGAGUUCCGCCCGGACUGACUCUGGGAGAAUGGGGGUUUUAAACAUUUCAGACCAGCCACCUCUGGUCCAGGCAAUAUUUAAUCGGAAUGCAGAUGAAGUUCAGUUAUUUUUGCACAAGAAGGAUGAAGUCAAUGCACUGGACCAAGAGCGACGCACACCUCUGCAUGCUGCUGCUUGGUUGGGGGACGUCCAUAUAAUGGACCUCCUCAUUUCUGCAGGUGCGAAUGUCAAUGCAAAAGACCAUGUGUGGCUAACACCGUUACACAGGGCAGCUGCCUCCAGAAAUGAGAGGGCCGUGGGGCUGCUGCUCCGAAAGGGGGCCGACGUGACGGCGAGGGACAAGUUCUGGCAGACGGCACUUCACAUCGCAGCAGCCAAUCGGGCCACUCGCUGCGCAGACACUCUGCUGCCCCACAUCAGCAGCCUGAACAUAGCGGACCGCACCGGCCGAGCUGCUCUUCAUCACGCCGCCCAGAGCGGCUGCCAGGAGAUGGUCAAAUUGCUGCUGAACAAAGGAGCCAGUUUGAGUGCCAGUGAUAAGAAGGAGAGGCAGCCCAUCCACUGGGCUGCUUAUCUGGGUCAUCUGGAGGUGGUGAAACUGCUGGUAUCUCAGGGCUCAGACAAGAGCUGUAAGGAUAAGCGAGGCUAUACUCCUCUCCAUGCUGCUGCUGCCAGUGGACACGUCGAUGUGGUCAAGUACCUGUUACGCAACGGAGCAGAGAUUGAUGAGCCCAAUGCCUUUGGAAACACCGCUCUGCAUGUAGCCUGCUACACGGGGCAGGAGGCAGUAGCUAACGAGCUGGUGAACCGCGGGGCUAACGUCAACCAGCCCAACAACCGUGGCUACACCCCACUGCACUUAGCCGCCGUGUCCACUAACGGUGCCCUCUGCCUGGAGCUGCUGGUCAACAACGGGGCUGACGUCAACAUGCAGAGCAAAGAAGGCAAGAGCCCCCUUCACAUGGCCGCCAUUCAUGGACGCUUCACUCGCUCCCAGAUUCUCAUUCAGAAUGGUGGGGAGAUAGACUGUGUGGACAGAUAUGGCAAUACUCCUCUUCAUGUUGCUGCUAAGUAUGGCCAUGAGCUGCUCAUCAGCACCCUAAUGACAAACGGUGCUGACACGGCCAGGCAAGGGAUUCACGGGAUGUUCCCACUGCACCUAGCUGUGCUCUACGGGUUCUCUGACUGUUGUCGCAAGCUACUCUCCUCAGGUCAGCUGUACAGCAUAGUGCUGUCUAUGAGCAAAGAGCACGUGCUCUCAGCUGGCUUUGACAUCAACACUCCAGAUGACUUUGGGAGAACCUGCUUACACGCUGCUGCCUCUGGAGGAAACACUGAAUGUCUCAACCUGCUCUUGAGCAGUGGUGCUGACAUGAACAAGAAAGACAAGUUUGGAAGGACCCCUUUGCACUAUGCGGCUGCCAAUAGGAGGUAUCAGUGUGUGGUGAUUCUGGUGGGAGCGGGGGCAGAAGUCAACGAGCCUGACCGAUCAGGCUGCACACCUUUACACUACUCUGCUGCAUCAACAGCUUUCUGCAGGCAGGACAGAGCCCAGCAGAGCCCUGAGGAUGGAGAAAAGGAAUCGUUCAUGUGUGUGGAGUAUUUGCUGGAUAAUGGAGCAGACCCAUGUAUGCGCAACUCUAAAGGAUACAGCCCUGUUCACUACUCAGCUGCUCAUGGAAACAAGCAGAGCCUGGAGCUGCUGUUGGUGAUGUCCUUCAACACAUCAGGAGAUGCAGAGAGCUGUGGACCGGUCAGUCCGUUACACCUAGCAGCGUCAGCAGGACACUGGGAGUGUGUGAAUGUGUUGUUGGAGUCAGGAAUGCAGGUGGAAGUGUGUGACUCAGUGGGUCGCUCUGUGCUCUAUGUGGCCUCUCAGAAAGGCCAUUCCCGCUGUGUAGAGCUCCUGCUUAGCCAGUCAGCGUCCUGCCUGUUCACCGAGCACUGCAGCAGGUGGACCCCGCUCCACAUUGCAGCUGUCAAUGGCCACACGGAGUGUCUACAGAUGCUUAUAUCCAGCAAGGAGGACCCUGAUCUCCCUAAUAUUUCAGACACUGAGGGACAAACUCCUCUGAUGCUGGCUGUACUGGAUGGCCACAUUGACUGUGUGCGUUUGCUGCUAGACCAAGGGGCCUGUCCUGAUAGUAAAGACAGGAAAGGCAGGACGGCCUUACACAGAGCGGCGUUACUGGGUUGGGAGGACUGUGUGACCGCUCUGCUGUCCCACAAUGCCUCAGUCGUGAGUCGAGAUGUUCGAGGACGCACUCCGAUCCACUUGGCUGCUUCUUGUGGCCACGCUGAGAUUCUGUCCAGCCUGCUGUCUGCUGCUGACCACUCCCACCCACAAGAUCCAAUCACUGACCGCCAUGGCUUCACGCCUGCACACUGGGCAGCCUAUCAUGGUCAUGAAGACUGUUUGGAAGUUGUACUUGAACUUAAACCAUGUAGUAUUCAGGAGGGAAGUCCCUUCACCCCACUGCACUGUGCUCUAAUUAAUGGCCAUAGUGGUUCUGCAGAGAUGCUCUUGAACUCAAGCUUUGGCACAUCACUGGUCAAUACCGGUGAUGCCAAAGGAAGGACCGUGCUCCAUGCAGCCGCCGUAGCAGAGGAUGUUGCCGGGUUGCAGCUUAUUCUGAGAAUGGGGGCUGAAAUUAAUGCUGUGGACCACUCGGGCCGCUCUGCACUAAUGGUUGCUGCUGACAAGGGCAGGAGUGCUGCUGUGGCCCUGCUGCUGCACAGAGCCAAAGCAGACCUGUCUAUACUGGAUGAAAAUAAGAACACCGCCCUGCAUCUGGCCUGCAGCAAGGCUCAUGAGAUGUGUGCCAUGCUGAUCUUGAAAGAGAUUCACAAUCCCGUUCUCAUCAAUGCAACCAACAGUAUGCUACAAAUGCCUCUUCACAUAGCAGCCCGGAAUGGCCUGGCCACAGUAGUUCAGGCUUUGCUGAAUCGUGGAGCCACAGUGCUGGCAGUGGAUGAGGAAGGUCAUACCCCUGCCCUGGCAUGCGCCCCCAACAAAGCAGUGGCUGACUGCCUAGCUCUCAUUCUCUCAACCAUGAAGCCUUCUUCCUCCUCCACCGCCUCCUCCUCCCCCUCGUCUCCCAGCCUGAACCUGCUCAAACACUGCGGCAUCACGGCCGCCUGCCCCCCUCUGCCCAACGGAAGCCUUCGCCACACUUACGGCAAGGAUCGACACGGCGCCACCAUCGGCCUGGACGGCUGCCUGACCGAGUGAGGCGUUCCCUGGAAAUGUACAACACUCAGAAUACCAGUUCUUUGUGUUUGAGUGUGUGUGUGUGUGUGUGUGAGAAUGUGUGUAUAUGUUCGUAUGGAUGCUCAGUUUGGUCUUCUCUCCUUUAGACACCUAGUCAAAACGAUAUGCAAUUACAGCCACAUAACCCUCCUGCCCCAUUUAUCACCAGGUUUUCUUUAGCCUUUAGUCGAAGACGACGAGGAAUUAAUAGAAUUGGUUUUAUUUAUUUGUGGUAGUUCUUGAUGACCAUUUUGUUUUUCAAGUCAAGAAUCUGAUAUUCCAAGCCAUCUAUUGUAGUAGGAUUUACAUGAGUGCUAACUAAGUGGUUUUAGGACUUUUUCCUUUCUUGUUUUUUUUUUUUUUUUUUUUUUUAAUAAUUUAAGCCCAGUUUACUUGGCUAAGGUUAGUAUUAUGCAUCUGCAUCUUCUCGGUCACAGUGGCGACAAGCGUGCGGUUUUCAUAUCAUGCUUCCCAUGUCUUGAGAAGCUGUGGCCUUGCGUAGGAAUUUACAGCCUGUCCUGUUAAACGGGUCACUCUAAACUAGCAUGAAGGUGCGGGCCAGGAGUUAGAUGGGCUUAAAUUUUUUUCUUUGUGUGUGUGGUUGAGAGUCUAGGUGUUUGUGGUAUGUGGUGUGUUUUCUCUUUUUUUUUUUUUUUCUUUUUCUUUUUUUUUCUUGAUUUGUUUGGUAUGUGGUACAGUCCAACCAGAUUUCCAUCCCAUACUUGAUUCGAUUUUUCUUUUUUUUUUUUUUUUUUUUUUUUUUUGGAAAAAGCUUGUGCAUUGUAUGUCGGGUGCAAUCAAAUUUAGCACAAAUGAGGAAAAAAAAUACUUUGUUUUUGACAAGGGAAAAACCAUACAACCUUAAGCCAAACGACCAAUGACCUCUGGGUUGGAAAGGUCAAAAAUGGUGCAUGUUUACUGUAGUGUGUGUGUGUUUGUUUUUUUUUUUUUUUUUUUUUUUUUUUUGUUUAGUGAGGAAGGAAUAAGCUGGGGACAUUGCAAUAGGUUUACACAGAACAUUAUAUUUGUUACUCCAGAUCACUGCUUUAAAAAAAAAUACCGUUUAAAACAGGAAAAGCAGCGAGAAGAGUAAUACUCGUGUGUACCAUCAGCUAUUAGAUAAACUGAGGAGGAAUUGAUGAAAGCACAAGCUACAGCGCGGGUGGGGUGGGCGGCGUUGGCCUGUUAAAAUUGAAAUUGUGGUGUACAGCACUUGCUCCUUGGGACCACCUCUUUAUUAACAUUUUGUAUUUUUUUUUUUUUAUUAUAAUAUCUCAAGCGAACACUUCAUUUCGGGAGGAAGCAGGAGAGAACAGUUGAAAGCUGCUAGCUUGAAUCUCCAUGUAGUGCGUAUUAUUCUAUUUCUUUUCUUUUUUUUUCUUUUUUUUUUUUUUCUAGUAUUAUGAAUAUAAUUUAUAUAUAUAUUUCCCCCCUCUAUAGCAGACCAUAUCAAAGCCUAACAACAUCUAACUAUAAUGUCUUGUAUUGCAUUGAGCUGCUUUUUGCAGUGCCUUUUCCUCCAGAGCUCUUUUUUUUUUUCUCUUCAAUGGUCCAGUCAGUUAGAUUUGACACCAUUCGUUCACAGCUUAAGUGGUGCUUCCUCUUACACAGUACGUUAACUCUUUAACUUUAGCCAUAUGGAGCAUUUUUGUUGAAGCGUUUUGCUGUUAAAAAGGAGUUAAUUUUGACUCAGUUCUCAGUGUUUUUAUUAAGGAGUGACUUCACUAGUAGGUGCUCUGUGGGAAAGAGCUUAUGUUUUUCUGAGCAGCUUUUCUCUGUCAGGGAGUGAAUGGCUUUAACUUCUGCAGUUCAUACACUUUCAAAUAUACACAAGAACAUUCGCGCAAACGAAAGUCGCCAUUUGUGUGAUGUUGAAUAUGAUGAUCUGGCUAAUUUUUCUAAUUUUUUUUUUUCCCUGUUUAUCGGUAUGACCAAAGUUUUUGUUCGUUCGUACGUUCAUUCUUUUCCUUAAUCGUCUUUUUGAUGAUCUGGUUUAAAAAAGAAAACAGUUUUAAAAAGGACAUUGUGCGUCUUUCACUUGUUGAAAAUCUUUUAAAGCAGCAUGUUGUGUCCCCCCACUUUUUUCUUCUUUUUUUUUUUUUUUUUUUUUUUUUUUUGUACGAAAUGCUUCCUUAUUGCCAAAGGUAGAUUAAUUAACUGUUCAAUGUACGAAUGUGCUUCCUUUCUUCAUUUUACGUCUAAGCCACAAAAUUUCCGAGAGUAGAUUGGGGCCGGAAAAUAUCCUCCACUAAUAUCCCUUUCAUUUGCAGAACAUGGACAUGCAAUAUUUGCUUGAGUAGUAAAGAGACAAUCAAUUGAAAGGGCUUUUAAUUUCCUCUCCUCUAUUAUUAUUAUUAUUAUUAUUAUUAUUAUUAUUAUUGUUAUUACUAUGAAUAAAUAAAUGGCUCACUUUUCAUAAUGCAUUUAAACAGCACAGGUGAGACAUUCAGACCUAAAGUACGUUAUAAAUGGAAAUCUACAAUUUUUAAGCUAAAUUAGACACUUUGGCCUUUAAGAUCUGCUUCUAAUUCAAGUGUAGGCUUUACUUUUUGGACUUUUCCUGUGUUUUCAUUAUUGGUGAGUAGGCAGUCAUCAAUAUAGGGGGCGCUUUAAAGACUUUAUUUGAAAUUACAGAGAAUCAACUUGCUUUAUACAGUGGAGCUCAGCUACAGGCCUGAGAUAAAGCACUUGUUUGGCUGCUUGAUUUUUAUUUAUUUUUUUGGAAAAAAAGGCACUUUUCCGUAUCCUAUUGGUAAAACUAUUUCUGGUUUUUAAUGCAGCUUAAAUGAGUUCAAAAACAGAAGCUGUAUUUGGAAGUUUACGGAUACUGAUCCAAAAGUGAAAUUAGACUUUAGUAUAGGCACUCAGGUCAGCGUGAUGUUGUUAUAAGCAAUUAAUAUAGAUUAGCACUGCCAGCUGUUGUAUUGAUGGAUUGAAUUUUACAAGCUAGAUUAAAUUAUUGAAGGAUUAAAUCUGUCUGGAGGGUGCACAUAAAUGGAUUUAGCUUUGUUUUGUGACUUAUGGAUUGGAAUUGAGGCUGUGCUCAGUGAUGAGCAGUCAGCUGUGGGGCUGUAGGUUAUUGUGUAUAAUGAGGGCGACACUUGUUGGCUGAAUCAACUUCUUGACAACAGAUAAAAACCUAAAUACGAUAAUACCCUUUCUAAAAUAUAUGAUCAAUUGUGCCAUAAGAAUUUUUUCAUCUCUCUGCCUUUUAUUUGAUUGAGUUUGGGGUAAUCGUAGUGCAUAAAUUAAGUUCAAUAUUUUUGUGAUCUCACCUUAAACAAGUUAGAAGUAACUUUUUUUUUUUUUAAACAAUAUAAAUCGAUCAGCUGUAACAUUACCACCACCUGACAGGUGAAAUUAAACUAUUGAUUGUCUUGUCGUCUGCAGUGGCAACAGGUCAGUGAUGUGAUUUUCAAGUAGGCCCCUCCUCACAAAUUACAGGUCUAUUUCAGAUAUCUUGUCUUUGGGUUUGGAAAAUGGCACUACAUACAUUGAACUUUUUAUUAGGGAUCUUUGAUGCCUCAAAUGGUCAAAUCAGUUGUGGUUGCACAAGGGUGAAGGCCAAUUUCUACUUGUGCAUCAAACCUAUGGCAUAGCCUAUGCGUAUACAGCGAGAGUGUUGUAUGUAGUACAAGCAUGUUUAUAAUUCUGCGUGCGCGUAUCAGUGGCUUUGCGUCUCUCUGCAGUUUAAACCGUGAAGGUGGGAGGGUGUGAGCAGGAACACAAGGCCCGUCGGACCAAUCACAGCUGCAUCUGUCUGUCUAAGCCCUAUCCGGAAGGGAUUCGUUUCUCAGGGGGAUAUAAUAUAUAAAAUAUUUCACAUUUUCAAACUCUUGUGUCCGGACUGCAAUUGAAAAAAAAAACAAAACAGGAGGAUCAUCGAGAAAGCCGAAACCAUGGAGUUCAGCGAAAAACAGUAGAUAAUUCUGCCUGUAAUUUUCUCAGAGGAUGUCAGAGAAACACGUACAUGGUCCUUCUGGACGAGAAAAAAUCCUAGAGGACCCCCAUAAAAGAGAAAAGUACCCCAUGUACCCCUAUAAAAAACUAAUCUUUUCUUCAUUGAGCUUUAUAGUUACAUUUCCAGUGAGGUGGGAGUCGAGCUAUGGCGUUUGGUAAAUGGCGAUGCGUAGGUUCGGUGCAGAAGUAUAAAUUGUCUGUAAAGGGGGAACACCUCAAUAGUAGGAAGGUGGUGCUAAUGUUAUGGCUGAUCUGUUGUUUUAUAUUGGUCUAUAAAAAUGUAUCAGUGCAAACCUUUUAAGUAAACAAUCCAUUUGUCACAAUCAAAAAGGUCUAAGAAGUAAAAUGUGUCUCUUCGCAAGGCCAGUAAUCUGUUAAUUGGCAAAAAAAUAAAGUCUUUUAGCAUUUGAUAAAAUGAUGCCUUAACUGUGUCAAGAGGAGGAGGGUUUGAGUGCAUUUCCUUUUGUUUUUGCUGUAAUGAUGUGGAGUAACAUGCAUGUCCAUGGGGUUCUGAGGGUGAUCUUGCAAAUUUUUAGACACACCAAUCAAGCUAUGAUGCUUGCAAUGAAUUGUAAGCAAAAAAUAAGUAGAUUAUUAAAAAAAUAAAAUAAAAAAAGUUUGCGUGAAGUUAAAACUAGAACAGCCUUUUAAACGUUGCAUCCGAUUAGCAGAAAAUGGGGAUAGAUAAGAUGUAGCUACUUCAGACUGUGUCUUAAUGGUGUAAGUGUGUGUGUGUGUUGUUGUGUCUGUGCUGUGUGUCUAGCUUAUUACUCUCAAAGGUGGUGUGUGGACUGAUGGAAUGUCUAAUUUACCUCAGUGGACUUCAGUGUCCCUUCUACUUGAAGACACGUCCGUUUAAGGCAAUAUAUAUACAUAUAUAUGAAUAUAAAUACCUAUUUGAUUUAUGCUAUGUCCUAUUUAUCUCGAGCUACUUGCCUUAAGAGGAAAUGGUGUACUCAACAAGCAGUUGCAGCACUUGAGAGAUGAUGAGGAGGAGGAGGAGGAGGAUGAGGGUGAGGAGGAUUUUUCUGAAUUUUGGGUCUGCUAUUUGUCUGACCCCAAUAUUGUCAAGAAGCACACAUCUAUUGGGUUUGUUUUUUUUUUGUGUUUUAUUUUUUUUCCUGCAGAGAAAGUAAUAUACAUUUAUAUACAUAUAAACACAAACACACAUUGCCACACACUAUAUAUGUUUAAUGAUGGGUCACAUGACUUUAUCUAUCACCAACUAACUAGGUAACAUCCUCUCUUUUGUUGUGUGUGUGUGUGUGUGGUGAUGGAUGAAUAGACCAGUGGGUGGGUUUGUAUGUGUGUAGAGUAUUUUUUUUAUUUUUUUUUUUUCUGCUUUCAGUCACAGUCACGUGGUACUAUUUGUUGUAUAUCCAGAGUUUAGCAGCUGUAAGCCAGUCAGUUAUUCUAUCUGAAGUCUAUCAAGUUUAGUCGUGAACUGUGCUUCGUUUCCUUACUUUUACAGUGUAUCUAUCUAGUUUGUAGUUGUUUCUUUUUGUCUAAACAACACAAAAAUCGACUGUUUUUACCCUUUAAAUCCCCCAAAAAACUGACAAAAAAACCCACUGCAAACAUAACAUACCUCUGACUAGUAGUACAUCCAUAUAGGACAAAAGGGGCAAAGGACUUCCACCCAAGAAACCUUUUCGCAAAGAGCAAAUAAAUAGGAAUGAUACAAGGAAUAGAACUUACCGAAGUGAAUCGCAUCAAGACCAAACGGAGCGUAAAGACUGGAGCAGAGAUUCGUAUUACUUUUGUAUUGUAUGUUUGAGAGCUAUUACAUUGUGUGUGUGCACACACCCAUAGAGAUGCACUACUGUGUCCUUGCGGAAUGAUGCGGCAAGGUUUUAAUAACGUGUAUGUGUGUAUAUAUAAGCUGUUUGGUUACAAUAUUACAUCACUUUAAUACUUUUAAUUGUAACAAAUGAAUGAAGGCAAAUAUUGUAAAGUUAUUGUGAAGAAUUUACUAAACAAUCGUCAAUAUUGCUAAAGUCAUAAGGCUGGUUUAUACUUCUGCGUUGCCUACGGCGAUCGUGAGUCAGUGAGACUGCGCCGCUCUGCAGUUUAAACAGCAAACUGGACCAAUCACAGCUGCUGCUGUCUGCAUCACGUAGUUACAGGGAUUGGACAAUGAAACCGAAAUACCUGACAUUUUAGUGUGGGAGGUUUCAUGGCUAAAUUGGAGCAGCCUGGUGGCCAAUCUUCAUUAAUUGCACAUUGCACCAGUAAGAGCAGAGUGUGAAGGUUCAAUUAGCAGGGUAAGAGCACAGUUAUGCUCAAAAUAUUGCAAUGCACACAACAUUAUGUGUGACAUACCAGAGUUCAAAAGAGGACAAAUUGUUGGUGCACGUCUUGCUGGCGCAUCUGUGACCAAGACAGCAAGUCUUUGUAAUGUAUCAAGAGCCACGGUAUCCAGGGUAAUGUCAGCAUACCACCAAGAAGGACCAACCACAUCCAACAGGACUAACUGUGGACGCUAACCCGGAUUGUGUCCAAAAAAAACUAAAACCACGGCUGCUCAAAUCACGGCUGCUCAAAUCACGGCAGAAUUACGGCAGAAUUAGACAAUAACUUAUUGUGGUCUAAAACCAGGUGUUUCAGUUUCAUUGUCCAACCCCUUUACCUUUCUGUGGAGGUACAUGGCUACGUGCAGGGUACAGGUAGGCUAUGUCGUAUGUUCAAAGAAAAGUAUAAAUUAGUCUUAAGGCGCUGACACUGUUUCAAAGAUCAAACAACUAAAUCCUGUGUCAUGCUGCUGCUACGGCAUCAGCUGCCAGAGUCAGAGAGAACACAGUGUGCCACCCCCUCCCCCACCUCCUUGGUGGCAGUUGGAAAAGAGGCAGAGUGUGACUUAAAAUAAAGUGAAUUGGUGAUGGGUUAAGUGGCAGGGAGAGCCAUGUGUAAGCACUGUAAGUAAGUCAUUAAUAUGUGGAUAGUAGUACAGGAGAUUCUGAAAGUUUAGAAAGCAUUUAUCUGGUUAUCUUACCUCAAAACUAGGAAACAAAUAACCGAGAAAGACAAAAGACUGUGCUUGUUGUGUUUGCGUGGUACAGUCGAUUCCGUUAACGUUGUUGCGAAAGAAUGAAAUGACGAAAGAGAGCAAGUUCUGAGGCCUUUAAGAGAAUGAUGAGAGAUUCUUUUUUUUAUUGUAGGGUGCUGAUGAACUACUACAAAAAUUGAUGUCCUUUUAACUUUUAGCUAUAAUAAGGGUUAAAAAUCGUUCAAUGCCACCAUUGUAGCUUUUUUCUUUUUUUUUUUUUUCCCCCCUCCCUGAUUUGAUACGAUAAUCUUCCCCCUGACGUUAAAUAUGGUAAAAUAUGCGAAUGAUUGUUGUAAAACAGCUGCUUCAGUAU